AUGGAAUUGGAUGCGCAGGCGUUGCAAGAGGGUGCGGCCAACGCAGAAGUCCUCGAGUAUCUCCACGCUGAAGAGCAGCGGCUGAGUGACGAAACGAGGAGCAAGCGCAACAGCGAGCAGGCUGCAUUCGAGGAGGUGGAAAAACAACGCUCCGAGAUGUUGUCUCUGAAGGCAGAGUGCUCGGCAGCGUCGGUUUCAGUGGAGCAUCCCCCCAACGAGGUGGUCGAGCAUGAGCUCCGCAAUUCUCUUCCUCCCGGGCAUCCGGCUCUGCGGCUGAAGCGCUUCGAUGACCUUCUCGCAGCAUUGGAGCUUGAGAAGGAAGAGAUUCUGGAAGAGCUUCGUGAAGAUUCUGGGCUGUGGCAGGCUCAGCGAGAAGUGGAAGAGCUCUCUGGCCAGCUUCUCCUGCUGGAGGAGGCCACCCGCCGCCGAAUUCAGCAGAGCCAGGCG
This is a messenger RNA of Symbiodinium necroappetens, 447 nucleotides long. The record is from the annotation of a GenBank genome assembly. NCBI's taxonomy places the organism in Eukaryota, Dinophyceae, Suessiales, Symbiodiniaceae.